AUGGCCUCGACAUCAGCAACAGCACUUCGAGCAGCCAAGCGGCAACUUCGCAAAACCAUGACCAUCACCCUUGCAGCCAUGCGACCGGAAGAAAUCGCCAAACAGUCCCAAAAAGUCGCCGAGCAAGUGCUUCAGUCGCAAACAUACACACGAGCACGUUCCAUCAGCGUAUACAUCCAUAUGGGCGUAGGAGAAGUCAUGACCGAUGAGAUCUGCAGAUCAGCUCUCAAGGAUGGCAAGAAGCUCUAUGUGCCAUUGUUCGCAUCACCAACAAACCCAGCAGCAGCAACAGGACCAACAGUGGCAUCCGCAUCAGCCGACAUCAAGACUGAGUUUGCGACGGAUAUGAUCAUGUUGCGGCUGCGAGAUGUGGCGGAGUACGAGUCGAUGGCGGCGAAUCGGUGGGGGAUUCGUGAACCUCCACUGACGUAUGCUGAUGGAACGAUUCGUGAGGAAGCUCUGGACGAGACAACAGGUGGCGAUGGGCUUGAUCUUAUCCUUGCACCGGGCGUUGCGUUCGACCAGCUUGGCGGCAGACUAGGACAUGGCAAAGGCUACUACGAUCGAUAUUUGACAAAAGCAGACGAAUGGGCAUCCCGUAGAGGUAUCAAGGGUCCUGUGACAGUAGCACUGGCAUUGCGAGAACAGGUGCUGCCUUUGUCGGAGCGUGUACCUGCUGAUGAGCGCGAUCGUGUUCUCGACGGAAUCAUUUCGCCAGACCGUACCAUGUUGCCGCCGACAUCGUCUCGUUGGUCACCAUGA
This is a messenger RNA of Ustilago hordei, 762 nucleotides long. RefSeq lists its product as uncharacterized. Lineage: Eukaryota; Fungi; Basidiomycota; Ustilaginomycetes; Ustilaginales; Ustilaginaceae. Gene Ontology annotation, biological process: folic acid-containing compound biosynthetic process; tetrahydrofolate interconversion. The coding region runs from base 1 to 762 and encodes 253 amino acids. The transcript is spliced from 2 exons. Gene Ontology annotation, molecular function: 5-formyltetrahydrofolate cyclo-ligase activity. Gene Ontology annotation, cellular component: mitochondrion. The record is from RefSeq and is a predicted model, not a curated record.